Metarhizium brunneum ARSEF 3297 is the source of this 2265-nucleotide messenger RNA. RefSeq lists its product as uncharacterized. NCBI's taxonomy places the organism in Eukaryota, Fungi, Ascomycota, Sordariomycetes, Hypocreales, Clavicipitaceae. The record is from RefSeq and is a predicted model, not a curated record.
AUGGGGCUAGGAACCCUUUUCUCAAGCGGAACCCAGUCUCCUGAUGCUGAAGACGCCCGCCAAUCCGAGGACAACUCGCCAUCGUCACACAGCGGCGUCUCCCGAAAACGCAAGAAUGAACAGGACCACCCGCCUUCAAAAGCACCACGUAUAGAAGCCCUAAACGCCACUUCUGUAGACUCGGAUUCCCACUGGCAAUCAAUCGCCUUCUUCCACGAGGUCAUUGCCAAUGCGCCGCACGCGUCGUCAAAGUACUCGUCGUUGAAUGAUGAGCAGAAACUCAUCCUGGCGCUGGGCGCGCGCAACCUCUUCCUGGCAACAUGUCGGAGCGGGUCGGCACGCGAGACGGACAAGACGAUCCUGGAGAGGAUGGUUGAUCUGCUGGACGGGGACAAAGACCCGGCGUUUGUGGGCGGGUUGAGUGUGUCGUUUUAUCCAUCCAGGGGCUAUACCGUGUUGAAGUAUAUCGAGGACUUGGAUAGGAAGGUCCGUAAUAAGGGUGUCAACCAUUUCGCGCAAGUCAUGACGACGCCGCGAUUGUUUGCUGUCUUUGUGAACCCGGCCGAGUUGUCGUAUCACAAUUUUGAGAACAUUGUCCCGCUGGACAAGUGGGUUGAGGGGAGGAUGGGGAUGCGACAGGCCGACGCUGUGGAUGGGAUGGACUUGGGGCUGACGAAUGUUGAGCGGCUGGGACGGAAUAAGGAGGUGUUUACUGCCGUGUUGGAGGGAGGACAAGGCAAGUUGUUGAAGGAAAUUUCUGGCCUGUCGCUGUAUGUUGCCCCCUUGAACAGGGGUACACGCGGAGGCGAACGCUUUGUAUUCCAUUCUGCCAUCCUGGGCGAGGCGCUCACACGGGCUGUCAAGACGAGUGGGCUUCUGGACGUGGUUGGAUAUGGGGAGUUGGGCGAUUCGUUCGAGUUUGUCAACUACGUCUUCCGGAGUAACAAGUUUGCUCCGGAGGACGGCAACUUUGAGAACCACUUGGACACGCCUUAUUACGACAGGGCGAGAAACCACGUCUCCAAGUACACGCUGCUUGUCUACCUCUCUUCCGGGCAGAACACGCCGCUUCUCCGCGUUCAGGACGUGGAUAUAAACCGUGUCGAAGAAAUGACGUGCGUGAUAUUUGACCAAAGGUACGAGCACGAGGGCCGGCCCUUUAUCCAGGGAGACAAGGUCUUUCUCCGGACGGAGCUUAUUUUCAAAGACGAGAAUUUGAAGCGAGACGACAGAAUCUCGCAACCUUUCAGCACGGCGUGCUACAUGACGGGACAGGGUCUCUUGGAUAAGCAACUGGCUUCGUACGCACACGAGUGCUUUGAGCGGGCGAAUUCUCUGCACUGGUCUCUGGACAAGGCUGUUUCCGAGCCCGUCUAUCUCCUGAAGCAGUUCCACGGACUUGGCUUCAUGACAAAUGGGUACAACUACUGGUUUCCGAAAUGCGAAAAUAUGAAUCUCAAAGACUACGCGGCCAUAUCGGUCCUGGACUACUUCAACUGCAAAAUCGGCAAGCAGCCCUUCCGAUCCCUCGCCGACUCUACCACCGUCAAAGAGCGGUUCGACUCAUCGGCCGACGUGUGGAAAUACCUCUCCGCGCGGCGCCCCAGCAAGACGACCCCGUUGCGCCGCCUUGAAAAGCCACUCCUUGACGGCCUAAUCAAGCGAGCACCAGACGAGCCUUUUGUCGGGCUCCAAGACGAAGGCGGGCACGACCGCGCCGAGCCCGAGGGGGAUGUCGAAAACCCAUGCUGCUUCACGCACACGCACCCGCUCUUCAACCCCUGGAAGAGCAGGCACGUCAUGGACAUGUACGCCAAGUGCGGCAACUACACGCGCGGCAAGCUCCUCUGCGCGCCCAUCAUGAUGCUCGACAACGAGGUUGUUCUCAACGAAGAGAAUAUCCAGGUUGCGGGGAACACGGUUCACAUCCUGCAGGACGUCAACAAGGAGGCCCUCCCGCCGCUCAACUUUGCGGCCUGCUGGAGCGGCGCGCCCAUGCCCGAGGCCUUCAUCACGCUGGACAGGGAGGUUCCGGUGCCGAGGCUGCUCGUGCCGCCGAUCCAGUGGCACGAGUUUGAGCAGGGGUUCGAGCUGGUCGUUGACUUUUUCCGCAACGACUGGAUGGUGCGUGUCGACGGGGCGAGGGUGGUGCCCGUGCCGCGCGUGACGGAGAGGCCUGUGGAGGAGGGGGACAAUCCGUUUUUCGAGAGGCUUGUUGACGAGGACGACGAGGGGGACGGCGGUUUGGGCGAGUCGGACGACUAG